AUGGCCGGGCAGGAGUGGGACUGGUUCCAGCGCGAGGAGCUCAUCGGGCACAUCAGCGACAUCCGAGUGCAGAACCUCCAAGUGGAACGGGAAAAUGUACAGAAGAGGACCUUUACCAGAUGGAUAAACCUACAUUUGGGAAAGUGCAAGCCUCCUCUGAAGGUGAAAGACUUGUUUAUUGAUAUACAAGAUGGCAAAAUUUUGAUGGCACUACUGGAAGUCCUGUCAGGACAAAAGCUGAUGCAUGAAUACAAAUCUUCAACCCAUCGCAUUUUUCGUUUGAACAACAUAGCCAAAGCACUUAAGUUCUUGGAGGACAGUAAUGUAAAGCUUGUUAGCAUUGAUGCAGCAGAAAUAGCAGAUGGAAAUUCCUCUCUGGUACUUGGACUAAUAUGGAAUAUAAUCUUGUUUUUUCAGAUUAAGGAGCUGACAGGCAACCUCAACAGGAACUCCUCCUCCUCCAGCCUAUCCUCCGGGCCGAGUGGUCCCGAGUCAGACACAUCCCACCCCAGCACUCCCAGUGUGGAGAGGAACGUGCCCGUUACAGUGAAGGAUCAGCGGAAAGCCAUCAGAGCCCUUUUAAUCUGGGUUCAGAGGAAAACGAGAAAGUACGGUGUUGCAGUUCAGGACUUUGCCAGCAGUUGGAGGAGUGGCCUUGCUUUCUUAGCUAUCAUAAAAGCAAUAGACUCUACAUUGGUAGACAUGAAGCAAGCACUGGAGAAAUCAGCUCGAGAAAACCUGGAGGAUGCUUUCAGCAUAGCACAAAAUAAGCUGGGUGUUCCUCGGCUCCUAGAACCAGAAGAUAUCAUGGUGGAAUCACCCGAUGAACAGUCAAUUGUGACGUACGUGGCGCAAUUUCUGGAACACUUCCCGGAGCUGGAAGGGGAAGACUUCACAGAUCCUGACAAGGAGCUUCCAGUUGAGUCCACAUAUGUCCACAUCAAAGACACACCUUCAGAAAAGGAAGGCAAAAUCUUGAUUUUAAGUGAAAGUGAAGAAAACAUGUAUACUGUUAAUCACGAAAGGAGUCAUCCUGCUCCUCCAAAGGUUCAUAUUCAUGACACACCUGAGAGAAUCUCAUCAGAAACCAUUCCUGAAAAAUGUAAUGGGAAAUUGAGUCAAGUGUUAGGUGAUGCACAGGAAACAUCUGAAGAGGAGCCUCACAGGCCUACCUCACUGAAAAUUAAAGGAUCUGUCAGUUUUGAAUCCAAUUCCUCUUGGGAGGUUCUAAGUGAUAAAUCCAUGCCAGGUGAAGGGGUCCUAUCUGAUGGUCCACUGAAACAGAACAAUGACCUUUCUCCAACUGUUCUGACAAAUCAGAAAAAUUCAGUUGACUCUUUUGAAGACUACUCUGAAGAAUUAACUAAAGAAACCUCUACUGAAUAUGACAAUGAAACUAAGAGCCUUUCAGCCAAUACUUCUUCUUUGAGUCCAUUAUCCUGGACUUCAGGUAUACUUACAGAUGAAUCUAUAAAUAAAGUAGAAGAGAGCAAACUCCAAACUUCAAUUCUUUUACCAGAAGAUACCUCAAAACAAGAAGAUACGCAGAAGUAUGUCCUUCAUCUUCUAAAUGAGGAAAUACUGAAACUUCCACAAAAUGAACAUACAAAGCAAUCCCCUGUCUUUGAGACAAUAGAAACUAACUAUUGUUCACUGAAUGGUUCUAAUCUCAAAAGCCAAGAACUAUCUACACAGCAUGAAACAUCUGAUGACUCUCUGUCAGAUGUACCUAAAAAUCCAGAGGACCUGGACAGCUGUGAUGAAGUUGAGUCUUCAGCUGAAGUGCUACCCAGUUCUUCAAAAGUAUCUGUAAUACCCCAUGAUCUCUUUUAUUAUCCACAUUAUAACGUUCCCAUAUCAGCAGUUCUGGACGCUUACCUUGAGCCUUGUAUUGAAGGUUAUGAUACUGGAAAUGGCAAAGCUUCUUCUGAAACAGUAACAGAUGUUUUACAUGAGAAGGGCUUACCAGAACAGAACUACAAGGAAGAUGCUCCAGAGCCAGACUUAGGGAAUAAGCUAGGUGUCCCUCCAUCAGAAAUAGAUACUGAGAAUGGUGAGGAGGAAACAACAGAUAAUAACAGUCACAUUAAUUCUUCCAAUGAAAAAGAAGUACCAUUACUUGUAGGAGAAGAGUUAGAAAUUGAAAAAGAUGGCAAAAAGGCCACCAACUAUCAAGAUUCCACUAUUCCACAACAUGCUGAGACCAUAGUAGAACAUCUAGACGAUUUAGCAACAGACAGAAAGAGACCAGAAAAAAGUGGUACUAGGGAGGAAGAAGGGAAAAAUAUGAUCAAAGCAGAAGACCUGCAGAUCUCAGAAGUUGCCACUACUGCUCUGUUACAAGAUAAACUGGAAGAAAUUGCUGUUUGUCAGGAAUUUACCAGAACCAGUGACAGUGAUUCCAAUAUUUAUCUCCGUAAAAGAUGUCCUAAUACUUCCGAGGAGGAAGCCUAUGGUGUAAACGAGCAGAAGAUGACAGAUAUGGGUGAAAAUCCAUUAAUCAUCAGGAAGAAAAAGGACUUGGAAGCAAGUGAGACUCCAGCACCAACUCAUGAGAUUACGAUUGUUGAGCAGCCAGAGCUAUUCUACUUCAUCAUUUUCUUCUGGGUGCUGGUCUACUGCCUUUUACUCCUUCCACAGCUUCUUAGCAACAAAGUUUGAUCUCUGUGAGUUGUGGAAAAAUAAAGGACGAUGGCUGG
Messenger RNA from Gavia stellata (red-throated loon), 2699 nucleotides. It is a transcript of the gene CLMN, whose product is annotated as calmin. Gene Ontology annotation, biological process: nuclear migration. The transcript is spliced from 13 exons. Gene Ontology annotation, cellular component: nuclear outer membrane; cytoplasm; meiotic nuclear membrane microtubule tethering complex. Bases 1 to 2661 code for a protein of 886 amino acids. The record is from RefSeq and is a predicted model, not a curated record. NCBI's taxonomy places the organism in Eukaryota, Metazoa, Chordata, Aves, Gaviiformes, Gaviidae. Gene Ontology annotation, molecular function: actin filament binding.